Gambusia affinis (western mosquitofish) is the source of this 2364-nucleotide messenger RNA. Its product is annotated as angiopoietin-related protein 5-like. Bases 966 to 1766 code for a protein of 266 amino acids. Gene Ontology annotation, molecular function: receptor tyrosine kinase binding. The record is from RefSeq and is a predicted model, not a curated record. Gene Ontology annotation, biological process: angiogenesis; Tie signaling pathway. The transcript is spliced from 7 exons. NCBI's taxonomy places the organism in Eukaryota, Metazoa, Chordata, Actinopteri, Cyprinodontiformes, Poeciliidae.
UACAGAAAUCAAGUAAAACUACAAACAGAAGACAAAGUACGUCAAACCAAAUUAUAAAAGCAGAACACGUAUAUAUUACAUAAAAAAAACCCCACCAAACACACAGGAUAAGAAUGAAACAGGACAACGGUCACAUAUUAAAAGCUGUUCUGAAAAGGUAUAUUUUGAGAUGUGAUUUUAAUGUGGAUCCGUUUUCAAAAAUAUUACAAAAUCAAUGACUUUGGGCUGCAUCAUAAUCUGACUAGCAGAUUAUCUUCAUUGUGUUGCACAUUCAUGCUGUUCGUUGUUAAAGAUUAAAUAAAUUUGUCUCUCUCCGAAAACCCGACCCUGACCUGGUCAUUUAUAGUAAGAAUUCCUCCCACACCGCUUUAUCACAUCUUCCCAUGAGAUCCGCUGACCGGCAAAGUGGACUCAGACGUUAUUCUUCCAGUUGGGUGAAUGCCGAAUGCAAGAAUUCAGUGCAUGCAUAUUCAAGAGAAAGUAAGGGAGUGAUAUCAUACACAAGAACUUUUAGGUUUUGAAGAAAAACACUCAGUUCGGAGCAAGUGGACUUCACAGCAUUAAUCCCAGUGUCGCUUGGCCCGCUUCCUGAAUAAUGCAUGCCUCUCCUGUUUGAGCCACCUGCAGGGUUGUUUACUGUUUACUUUGAGAGGCGUAGCUCAGGAAGCCGGGAAGAAGAAAUGAGUGUGGAAGGGUUUCCAGGCAGAAAUACUGACAAGUCCUUGUGGAGAAUUUGCGUAACGGGGUUUGAGAGGGCAGAGGAAAACGGUUGUUUUCCUCCAGCCAAGCAGCGGUGGUUAGAGCUGCUGUUCUAACUUCCUACCACUAAGUAUGACCUCAGAGAGUGAGAGAGAAAAAAGAUUACACUUAUGGGAGGUGGGGAAGGAGGUGUGGCAGUGUAGUCUGUUGUAUAAAGGAGCUGGUUCUGUUGUACAGUGUGAGCUGGGGUCCAAGGGCCAAACGACAUGCAGGUCAAAAUGAAGAGCCUUGGUUAUUGUGCGCUCAUAUUCACUCUUCUGUUGAGCUGCUCAACCCAGGCUGCGAAAAAACGGAAAGGCCUCAAAUCUCAAGGUAGAGACUGCACACAGAUCAGAAGUCUGUCUCCAGAUGCCCCCAGUGGAGUCUACGUAAUCCAGCCUAAGGGAGUCAAUAUCGGCUUCAAGGUGUACUGUGAGAUGAACUCAGAUGGAGGCUGGACGGUGUUUCAGAGGCGCAGUGGAGGCUCUGUGUCUUUCGACAGAAAAUGGGCAGCAUAUAAGAAUGGAUUUGGAAAUCUGACACAGGAUCACUGGCUAGGUCUGAGGAAGGUUUUCGCAUUGACAAGGAACCAAUCCAAGAAGUGGAUCUUGAGGGUGGACCUGUGGGACCACGAAGGUGGCACUGCUUUUGCUGAGUACAAGAACUUCAGAUUGGGCAAUGAGAAAACAGCUUUCAAACUCCACGUUGGGAAAUACAGCGGAGAUGCAGGUGACGCCAUCCGUGGAGCCUAUCAGGGUAUUGACCAGAACGGCUACGGCUUCAGCACCAUCGACCGCGACAAUGACGGCUGCUCCCCGUGCCUCUUCGGAGACAUUGCUGAAUCAAAGUGCUCCCUUUCAGAAGGAGGCGGGUGGUGGUACAGCCGGUGCGGCUUUGCCAGUCUCAAUGGUCACUGGCACCCUUAUGGAGAACACAUCGGCUGGGCUUCUGGUCUCCACUGGCUCACCUGGAAACCACCAGCCCCUUACUCAGCCAAAGCCACAAGAAUGAUGAUCAAGUCCAUGUGAGGGAGAAUGUAGAUUAAAAAAAAAGAUUGCAUGUCUUUUUAUGCAACUAAAUGUCAGGUUUAAACUCCUGGUUACUUCUGACCUUCAACCAUGUUUUCCAAAGAUGCUUCAAUAUGCUUAAGAAAAAGUAUAACAAGCCCUUUAUUUGGAGCGUGUCCCUACAUACAACGUAUCUGCCGCUUGUGAUGUACACCUCUAUUUAAAAUCUAGCUGUUUUUGGUUCUCUUAUACAUUACUGGGCUUUGAACAGAGAAUGCACUCAUCGUGACAAGUCAUGCUUUUAUUGUAGGAAGUAGAAACUUUUGCUAGUACGCCCUUCCUUUCACCUUCCUAUUGUGACAAAUUUUUUAUAAUGCUGCAUUUUACUACAAAAACAUACACGUGUGGCCAAUCUGGGUGUAAAUUGUUUAAUGCUAAUUCCAUAGUUACAAAUCUGUGUAAAACCUUUUUCAUGUUUUGAUGGGUUCAAGUCCUGACCAGGGCCGCUUUUUUGUAGAGUUUGUAUGUUUUCCUCUGCACACAUUGGUUUGUCUGGGUCGCCUCCCACAGUCCAAAUAAAUGCAUGUUAUACCAUAAUAAAUGGUCACUCUUGGGUGUA